Dictyostelium purpureum is the source of this 969-nucleotide messenger RNA. RefSeq lists its product as uncharacterized. Gene Ontology annotation, molecular function: SUMO activating enzyme activity. Gene Ontology annotation, cellular component: cytoplasm; SUMO activating enzyme complex. The transcript has 4 exons. Lineage: Eukaryota; Evosea; Eumycetozoa; Dictyosteliales; Dictyosteliaceae. Bases 1 to 969 code for a protein of 322 amino acids. Gene Ontology annotation, biological process: protein sumoylation. The record is from RefSeq and is a predicted model, not a curated record.
AUGGACACAGCAGUAGCAGCAGCAUCAACCAAACUCACAGAAAAAGAAGCUCAAAUUUAUGAUAGAGGUAUUAGACUUUGGGGUGUUGAUGCACAAACCAAAUUACGUCAAAGUAAAGUACUCUUUAUUGGUAUCAAUUCAUUAAUGUCAGAAAUUAUAAAAAAUGUAGUAUUGGUUGGUGUCGACAAAGUUGAAUUGGUCGAGGAUGCUUUGGCAACUUAUGAUAAAUUAGCAUGUAAUUUAUUUUUAAGUGAAGAUUCAAUUGGUAAAACCGUUGUUAGUGAAGCAAUUCAAAAAAUUAAUAGUUUAAAUCCACUAGUUACAGUAGAUUCAACAGAUAAAGAAUUUGAAACAAUGACAGAUGAUUUUGUUAAAGGUUAUGAUUUAGUUGUACUUUCACAUACAAACUUUUCCAAUGCCUAUAUAGUUAAUAAUCUUUGUAAAAAAAAUAAUAUUCCAUUCAUUUUAACAGGUACCUUUGGUUUACAUGGUUUUAUAUUUGAAGAUUUAAAUGAAUUUACAUACCAAAAGAGGGAUGAAAGUAAAGAGGGUUCUCUUAUUGAAACUCAUAAACUUUCAUAUAAAACAAUAAGCGAAUCUUUAAAAGGUGGAGUUUGGAAUAAAAGAGUUGAUCCACACUUUUUAGUUUUAUUCCUUUUAGCAAAAUUUGAAGAAAAACACAAUAGAGUUCCAGAUGUUUUACAAAAUAUCGAUACCGAAGAGUUAACAAGUAACCUCAAUGAAGUUAUUAAACAACACACCCUCAAACAAUCAGAAAUUGAUAAAAUUUUUAAAAUUACAAAGGAUACACUCCGUACAUUAAACGCAGAGGUUCCAACUACAUGCUCAGUUUUAGGUGGAAUUGCAGGUAUAGAGGUUAUUAGAAUUCUUUCAAGAAAUGGUACACCUAUCAAUAAUUGGUUGUUCCUUGACGUUGAAAAAGGAACCGGUAAUGUCGAAAUUUUAUAA